This is a messenger RNA of Anneissia japonica, 3156 nucleotides long. RefSeq names its product glucokinase regulatory protein-like. The transcript has 17 exons. Gene Ontology annotation, biological process: carbohydrate derivative metabolic process; negative regulation of glucokinase activity; glucose homeostasis. The record is from RefSeq and is a predicted model, not a curated record. Gene Ontology annotation, molecular function: carbohydrate binding; enzyme inhibitor activity; enzyme binding. The coding region runs from base 181 to 1989 and encodes 602 amino acids. NCBI's taxonomy places the organism in Eukaryota, Metazoa, Echinodermata, Crinoidea, Comatulida, Comatulidae. Gene Ontology annotation, cellular component: mitochondrion; nucleoplasm; cytosol.
CACUGGGAUCAUGGAAUAGCCAACUCCGAAUGCGCCACCACUCGAUCGUCGUGAUCGGUCAUCGUGUCAGAAGUUGAUUGAUCAGUCAGUCAUUGACUGAUGAUCGAGUAAUCAGCAAAAGUUUACUAAACUAAUGUUAAAAAAAAUGGCCUUAUGACAGACAACAAGACAAUUUAAAAGAUGAUGUCACAAGACUCAGGACUUGCAAUGCCGAUCACAGAAAUGAGCAAUCAUGUCACAGAAUGCAUUGAUGUUGCUACGCCUCAAGAUAUUGUAGAAAUGUUAAGUGUCUGUGACAAUGAGAUGUUGAAUGGUUGGCAACGUUUUAAAAGCCUUGCUUCAUCAGAAGUUCAUGAUGAUAUUAUAAAGGUUGCUGAUGCUGUGGCAAAUGUCUUGAAGCAUAAACAAGGAAGUGUGAUUCUCAGUGGCUGUGGAACAUCGGGAAGAAUUGCCUUCUUUUUGGCUAGAAAGUUUAAUCAGCUUCUGGAGGAACUGGGCUUGGUACCUUGUUUUGAAUAUCUGAUAGCAGGAGGUGACAAGGCUCUCUUCACUUCCCAAGAAGCACCUGAAGAUGACCCAGCAUCAGGCACAAGAGUGCUUCAGCAGGCUUUGGAAGGAAAGAAAUGUUCAAUUUUGUUUGGAAUCACUUGCAGUUUGUCGGCUGCCUUCAUCGCAGGCCAACUAGAUUACUGUUUAGACAAACUCGACCUUGUGACACCAGUACUCUUAGGUUUUAAUCCAGUUAUUAAUAUAAAGAAUGUGGAAAUUGAAAAUUGGGACAAGACAUUUCUCCAAGUUGCUGAAAAACUUCAAAAAAUACAGGGAACCGGAAAUGGUUUUAUUAUAAAUCCAAUUUUAGGGCCAGAAGCUAUUACUGGAUCUUCCAGGAUGAAGGGUGGUAGCGCAACAAAAAUAGUUCUUGAAUUAGUCUUUCUCACUGCCAUUCAGAAGGUGCUUAUCAACACAUCUGCUUGUCAACCUUACAUCAAAUGCCUGCAUGCCAUGCAGACGACAGUAUGCAAGGCUACAUAUAAAGUUAAAGGUGACAUUGCAGCAGUAGUGACUAUGGCAGGAGAAAGUCUUAAUGCAGAGGGACAUGUUUACUAUAUUGGUGCUGGAAUCUCUGGAAUCCUUGGGCUAAUCGAUGCCUCUGAAUGCCCACCAACAUACAGUUCUGAGUUUGAUGACAUCAGAGGAUUUCUUCUUGGUGGCUAUGAAUCUUUCAGGAACAAAGAAGGAAACUUGUCAAAUAAAGGAGAAGCAUAUUACAUAAGCCUUGAUCACUUUUCAUGCAAAAUUCAGCCGAGUCUUUCAGUCAAUGAUACUGUUAUUUUCAUUUUACAUUCUGAUGCCAGUACUCUGAAAGUAUUCCUUGCAAUUUAUAAGAAAUUAAAAACUAUGUGUAAAGUGUCAGUAAUAUGUGUAGAUGAACCUUUUCAGGGAACUAAAUAUCAGGAUUUUGUACGCCAACAUUUCUCCAGUGCUGUGAUAGUGAGCCUUCCAUGGGACCAAAUCUUACCCACUUUUCAAAAUGGUAAUAACACAGACCAAAAAGAAGAUAAAGUUCUGAAGGCUGCCCUCUAUGGUGGAGUUGAGCUAUCUGUCAAAUUGAUAUUGAAUGCCAUCAGCACCGGUGCACAUGUGCUCAAAGGCAAGGUGUAUAAGCAUUUCAUGGUUGACAUGAAGCUCAGCAAUAGUAAGUUGUUGAACAGAGGAAUAGGUAUCGUGGAGAAGCUGAGUCAAUGCAGUAGAGAGGUUGCUGAGGAGUCUGUUUUGAAGUCCAUUUAUGAAAUAGACAAGCUACCUGCAGACAUACGCAAGGCUAAGGUCUCGCAACACAUACAGCGUGCUAAUGCUGGUACCAAGCUAGUGCCAAUUGCAUUGGUGUUGGCAAACAAGAACUGCACUGUUCUAGAAGCAAAGAGUGCCCUCAACUCAUCAAAACAAAUCCGUACGGCUAUUAAUCAGACUUACAAUCCUCUCUUGUAAGCUUGUAUAAAGGAAAAAAAUGAUAAAGAAUAAUUCAAUUAAAAUUCAGGUAUUGUGAAGACCUAAAAUCAGGGAAGUCAAACUUGAGUGUAGUUGGUCCAUUUCAAUCACAGAUGUAUAAAAUAUUAUUUCCCCUAGUCUCUCAUAGCUAGUGUAUGUUAAGUAUAUUUGUACUCUGAUAAGUAUAAUGAACAAUUUGAUAAGAUUAAAAUGUUAGAAUUUUAGUUAUAUUUUCAUUAUCCAAGCAAAUUUUAAUCAUGCUUAGUGCCAUUUUAUGACAGUAUUCAUUAUUUAAUACCAAAUGAAUACUCUUAAUAUAUUUUAAGAUUUUGUUUAGAAUUUUAGAAAAAUGGAAAAAUCCUUGCAAUAUUAUAUAAAAUGGUAAUAAUAAUACUGUAUAUAGUUAUAAUAGAAAAUAUUAACCUGCAAAGAAGUAACAUAAUUAUUAAGGGCAAGUAACUUGUGAGGAGUGCCAUAGUUUUUUUUCCCAAGUAUUGUGUUUCUGCGGGUUACCGAAGUAGAAGAACCCUCUCAGCGUCAGUACAGUAUGUUGGUUAUGUCUGGAGAGCACUAUAUAGUGCCCUGGUUCUCAGCUUCCAGAGUACAAUCCAAAACGUACCGGGAGUUUCAAAAUUUGGACUGUGAGAUAUCAGAAAUUAUUUUAAAAAUGUGUUGAUUGCAAACCAAACCUGACUAAUAACACCAUUUUAUUUUCCGAAUUUCCAUUAGCUUUGAAUCUCAAACCAGUGGCUUACCCCUAGCUAAGGCUCCUGUGGCACUGUGACAUUUUAAGUGGUUACAAAUGGCCCCAUUCUGAAAAAAGAAGCAGGGCUAUAAGUGAAUCAGUCUGGCUUUCAGAAAUUCAGAAUGUAAAGCCAGUAAAAACACUUUGUAACCAAAAUGUAGUAUGUAGUGAAAAAGGCCUAAAUUACAGCAUUAAUGUGUGAUAGUAUAGUAAGUUAACCAAGUUUUUAUUGAUACACAUGUAAAUUGUGUUUUUUUGUAGUCUGUUAUAUAUAGUAAUGUAUCCUCAGUAGCUAAUGUGCACUUUAAGUAAUACCAUUGUCAUAGCGCCACUGAACAUUGCAUUCUGCCGUGGAUAUUGGCCUUUACAAAUCAUUGAUUGAUUGAUUGAUUGAUUGAUUGAUUGAUUGAUUGAAAAAGCAU